Molecule: messenger RNA, 1389 nt
Organism: Seminavis robusta
Lineage: Eukaryota; Bacillariophyta; Bacillariophyceae; Naviculales; Naviculaceae
Source: the annotation of a GenBank genome assembly
AUGGCCCACAUCAUCCAAGACGACGGCUUUGACGGCGGCAAUGAGGAUGCCCGCCCACUCUAUGACGAUGGCACCAUGUUGGAUAUUAACUUUGGCAGCCUCCGGUUUUUGGUCGAAGGUGUGAUGGAGACGUUGCUCUUUGUGCAUCAUCGGCCACAGAACCGUCUCAUCCUUCGUUCCAGUUCCAGACAGUCCCAUUUCUCUGGUUAUAGCCCCGAAGAAGCAACACGGCUCAUGACGGACUUGUUUUCACAGUUGUCCACUGGCUUUCGCUUCGAAUCGAUUCGACUUACGAACUUUUCGUUUGAGAUUCCAAUUCGUUCCUUGGCACAGCUAGUACAGCAAUCCAAGUCCACGCUGCAACAUUUGGCUCUGACAGACAUGUUUCUGUCGGGGUUCGAGGAGGAAGCGUCGGUGCAAGCACUCCUUGCGGCUCUUAGCGAUUUGCCAAACCUUGAGACCGUUCAUUUGGUGGCAGGGGUUUCAAUCGGUCGCAACCCGGCAGCUUUGAGAGUUCUCUACAACAGAAUCGCUUGUGCGGUCGCAUCUCAAGCAAGGCAUCUUUCCAUUGACCUUGUAGAUCUGAUUGACCCCGCCGAAAUAAUGAGACAUUUUCCACCGUGGGCGUUCCUAGCACAAGACGGCAGUGAUAUCCUGGACGCCAUGCACGAAACAGAACUUGAGUUUGUUCGGGCACUAGGAAGAGUGUUGGAACAACCAAAUAUUGUCCUAGAACAGUUGAAUCUCUCUCUCUUUGACUUGAGAUCCAUCCAACCAGUUAUGACGGCUCUGAAGGAAAACAGAUCCCUCAAGGCCAUUGCUUUCGGGCGUCACGGGGAUGGCCCCCCACCAGAUCUUUUCCCACCCCAAUUUUUGCUUCCUCCCCUACCAGUAGCGGCAAGAAUGCUAUUGCCUGCUCCUCCGCCACCGCCGGGUCAUCAGCCACCUCGGGGUCGUCAGCGACCGCAGAGGGGAUUUUUGCCUCCACCUCCUCCCGGACCAUUGCCUCCUCCACCACUGCCAUUUCCUGCUCCUCAGCCGUCUCCGCCGUAUCAGCAGUUGUUACCGGCUGCGCAAGCGGCACGGGACAUGUUGAUAAGCAAUUGUAUUGUCGAGCAAAUCACUGUUGAGGGCAAUCCAGACCAGCUCCUUGGUCCUUUCGGGCUCAACAACAAUAGCAGAGUCGUCAGCUUUGCUGAGCUCCCGACCGUAGAUGAUCCAUUGAUAGCACUGUAUCUAAAACUCAAUCAAGCAGGCCGGCAUCAUUUGCUCGAGAGUGGACAAGCGACCCGUCAGGAUUGGAUUGACGCCAUUAGCGACAAUCGAGAUGACACAAAGGUCGUCCACUACUUUCUUUCCCAAAAUCCAUCCCUGUGUGAGGCUGUCUGA